Molecule: messenger RNA, 1455 nt
Organism: Talaromyces atroroseus
Lineage: Eukaryota; Fungi; Ascomycota; Eurotiomycetes; Eurotiales; Trichocomaceae
Exons: 6
Coding region: 1-1455 (484 amino acids)
Biological process (GO): transmembrane transport
Cellular component (GO): membrane
Molecular function (GO): transmembrane transporter activity
Source: RefSeq, a predicted model, not a curated record
AUGGCUGAAAUCAAACCGGACAACACGCCGAGCGUGCGGUCUAUGCCGUCCGACCCCGAAAAAGAUGUCAACCUUACUACAGUAGAUAGGGAUGAGUAUAUCGAUCCCAAGAUUGAGAAAUCUCUGGUGCGCAAAUUCGACCUCUUGAUUUUGCCAAUGUGCGCACUGGUCUACUACAGUCAUACACUUGACCGCGCCAAUCUGGGAAAUGCAAAGACCAUGGGCAUUGAGACAAGUCUACACAUGGUGGGCAAUCAGUAUUCACUCGUGCUCAUUCUGUUCUAUAUUCCCUAUGGUCUGUGCAAUAUUCCUGCAGCUCUAUUGGCCAAACGCUUCAACCCCGCAAGAGUGAUUCCAAUUAUGAUGGGUUGCUGGGGUUCGCUCUCGAUGAUCACUGCUGCUACGACAAAUUUUGGUGGAUUGGUAGCGUUGCGAAUCCUCAUCGGGGUCGUGGAAGCAAGUUUCAUGCCUUGCGUGUAUCUGUAUUACUCUCUGUUUUACAAGCGAAAAGAACUUGCUCUGAGGUCGGCAGCUUGGGGAUUCACGGGUUUCAUAGCAGGCGCAACGAGUGGUCUUAUCUCCUGGGAUGUUUCUCAGUGGCAUCGAUCUCUAUCUGGCUGGCAAUAUCUAUUCCUGAUUGAGGGCGGCAUGACUGUCGGCCUCGCAAUCAUCAUUUUCUUCGUCCUUCCCCGUGACACAAAUUCGAGAUUAUUCACACCAGAGGAACGGCGCGUUGCACAAAUCCGACUGCUCCGUGAAUCUGAGGAGGAGGGCGCAGGUGAAAUCUCGUGGGAUGUGGCUUUCCAGGUAUUCCGUAAUUGGCAAGUAUGGGCUUUUUCUGCCAUGGCAUUUCUUUGCGGAGUGGGCGUUGCGAGUGCGUCGAACUUCCUCCCGACUAUGGUGAAACGCAUUGCGCAAUCUACGCCUCAAGGGAAUCUUUAUACCGUCGGGCCGAAUCUCGUUGCAGCGUUUGUGCAAAUUGUUUCUUCGUGGAUAUCUGACCGCUACCAGCAACGUGCUCUGGUCGGAUUCUGUACACUACUCGUGUCGAUGAUCGGGUUUAUCCUUCUUGCUACCCUCGACCUUGUACAUCACACUCACGUGGGCUAUUUCCUGACUUAUUUGAUCACCUUUGGCACAUAUAUGCCGGAGCUGCUGAUGCCUAUUUGGAUGACCAGCAAUCUGACGAGAGCCUCUGCGCGAGCCGUUGCACUCGGUAUCUUCAUUGGUGGGCAGAAUAUCGGUGGUAUAUUGUCAAGUGCGGUUUUCAGGGAGCAGUAUGCGCCUGUCUAUGCGCCUGCUUUGAUCACCGUGGCAAUUUGCCAGGGGCUUUUGUUAGUGGGUUUGCUCGUCAUGAGGCAGUUUUAUGUUUACCAGAAUAAGAAGCUAGCUCGUGGAGAGUUGGCGCCACCCAAGGGCAUGGAGAAUAACCCGGACUUCCGAUAUGCUUUUUGA